CAGAAGCUCUCCAAGCGGCCCGGCGAGUAUGGAUGCAUGGUAGAAACGUUAUUCUGCUCUGGCUGUUCAAUGACACUUGGCAACAUCUACAGGUGCACCCCAAAGCAUCUCGACUACAAGAGGGAUUUGUUCUGUUUCAAUAUUGACUCAAUUGAAAGUUACAUUCUAGGAUCCUCAGAAAAGCAAGCUCUUACUAAUGAGGAACCUUUAACUCUUGAAAGUCGAGCUGUCUUGGAAGAGGUGCUACAAAGGGCAGACACUGUAUUGAAGGCUCUGGAGACAAGACUGGCUGCUGUUGAAUCGAGUAUGGCUUCUCUUCACAAUAAAGUCUGA
Messenger RNA from Leptosomus discolor (cuckoo roller), 333 nucleotides. Lineage: Eukaryota; Metazoa; Chordata; Aves; Leptosomiformes; Leptosomidae. The record is from RefSeq and is a predicted model, not a curated record.